UUGUUUUAAAACUCCACGUGCGAUGAUCGCAACUAUGAAACUCAAGAUAAUUUUAAUUUUAAUAUGUGUGGCGGAAUCGAAAAAAAAGUAUCCACGAAUCCAAGACGUGGUUUCUUUUUCCGAAAAAGGCAAUUUAAAUUUCAUCAACCGCUUAAUCAAAAAUAUGAAAUACUAUUUAAACAUGGAACAAUUCAGAAGCAACGAAGAGUUGUUCCGGCGUGAAAUCAGAGGUAACUUAGAGGAUCCAGUACUUCUAGAAGGAGAACCGUUUAAGAACAGACGCGUGGAGAUAUACAAAAAAUCUAAUGAAGAAUAUAUCAAAGCUACCAAACUGCAGUUCCGAACUAAAAUCGCAGACUCCAUGUUACAACUCGUUUACAUGGCUAGACAUUAUUUGAAACUAUUCGAAAGAACCCAGUACGUGGAUAAGAAUUCAAACGCCUACCGCAUCGGGGUGAUCGCUAAAAAACUGAUGAUGAUGUACAAGAAAUCGACUAGGAUUUUGGAGAUUAUGAAUAUAAGGCAGAAAAACGAGCAGUGGGUUAUUUUUGAAACUAGUGCGCCCGCGAUUACAUUGCACCAUAAGGUGGCUAAAAUGCACGUUGACUUUAUCUACUACUACGAAGUGCUUAAAAGGUUGCACACGAAGAUCAGGCAGGUAAGAAAAUUGCCUCGAGAGAAGCCUCCGAUUAAGAAAAACCCACAGAUUUGGUGA
This is a messenger RNA of Cydia amplana, 715 nucleotides long. RefSeq lists its product as uncharacterized. The record is from RefSeq and is a predicted model, not a curated record. Lineage: Eukaryota; Metazoa; Arthropoda; Insecta; Lepidoptera; Tortricidae. The transcript is spliced from 2 exons. Bases 23 to 715 code for a protein of 230 amino acids.